Messenger RNA from Spirodela intermedia, 1900 nucleotides. The record is from the annotation of a GenBank genome assembly. Lineage: Eukaryota; Viridiplantae; Streptophyta; Magnoliopsida; Alismatales; Araceae.
AUGGGGAAGGCAGCAAGGUGGCUGCGGGGCCUCCUUCUGGGAGGGAAGAAGCAGCAGCAGCAGCAGCAGGUCCCCGUCGGCGACGAAUCGAGCUCCUCCAAGGAGAAGCGGCGGUGGGGCUUCGCUCGCUCGUUCCGGGACAGGGACCCGCAGAGGAGGGACGUCACGGCGCCGCCGCCGUCGAGAAUGAGGCCGGAGGAGGGGAGGUGUGGCGCCGCCGUCGGAUCGUACGCCUCCUCCGUCGCCUCGUCGCAUUCCAACUGCACCGCUGCCCGGCACCGCCAAGUCCCUGCGGCGGCGCUCGACGAGGCGGAGCAGAACAAGCGGGCCAUCGUCGUCGCGGCCGCCACCGCCGCCGUUGCUGAGGCUGCCGUCGCCGCCGCGCAGGCCGCCGCUGCCGUCGUUCGCCUCACCAGCAGCGGCCGCUGCUCCGGCUUCUUCGCCGGCAAGGCCGAGGAGGCGGCGGCCAUUAAGAUCCAGACCGCUUUCAGAGCUUACCUGGUUAGUACUCCCCGUCCCCUCUCUCUCUCUCUCUCGCUCUCUCUCUCUCUCUCUCUCUCUUCACGUGGGCUGGAGGGGGGAGCUUUGUAAUCAUCCGGGUUUCGUUUGCUUCCGGCGAAUUCCACAGUCGGAGAAACCGGCGACCCCACCGCCGCCUUCCUUCUCUGUGGCCGCUACUUCUUCUUCCUCUUCUUCUUCUUCCUUCCCUGCUCUGGUUUAUACCUCUUUUGUUCCUGGCCGGUGGCUUAGCCAUGUAGCUGGAUUUGGCCGUGCCAACUCCGUGACAGUGAUGAGACGGCAAUAAUGGCAAUGGCGGGCUCUGACAGUCCCCUUCCUCAUCAACCAUUCUCCGCUAGGGUUUCGGAAACCUUCCCUUCCUGGUUUUCGUGGUCGGAUCCCUAAUCUUCUUCCUCCUUACCCGGUGGGUGGUUGUUGCAGGCGAGGAGAGCUCUGCGGGCUCUGAGAGCGCUGGUGAAGCUCCAGGCCCUCGUCAGAGGCCACAUCGUGAGGAAGCAGGCAGCGGAGACCCUUCGCUGCAUGCAGGCCCUGGUGAGAGUCCAAGCUCGGGCCCGAGCUCGCCGCUCUCUGCCGGAGAAUUCCCGCCGCCGCCCGCGUCACCAACCUGUAAGUCUUCCUCUUCUCCUCCGCCGGAUAGGAAGAAGAAAAGGUGGGUGACCUUCUUCUGGUCUGGUUUCAGGGGUCCGAGCUCGAGGGAAGGAGGCAGCGGUGGAACUGGGCGGAGCGGUGGACGGAGGAGGCACCGGCGAGGGCCGCCGCCGGAGUGAUCACCGACGACGAGAAGGACGACCGGAUUCUGGAAGUGGACACCGGGAAGCCUCGCCGGAACCCUAAGCGCCGCCCGCCCGCCACCCAGCAGCACUCUCCCGCCACCACCCUCGCCUCCGACCAGAACAGCCGGAGCUUCGCCACCACCACUCAGUUCUCCUUCCACAGCCCCUCCUCCGUGGACAUGCCCCACCAGUCUCUGAGCCCCCUGAGAACGGUGGCGACGGCGGCGGCGGCGGCGGCGGUCUCCGACGGGGGGAUGAGCGAGAGCCCCCAGUUCUACUCUGCCGCCUCAUCACGGCGGGGAAGCGGUGGCGCCGCUAAGAGCGACUGCUCGAGGAGCUUCUUCAGCACCUACGCCGACCACCCAAGAAGCUACAUGGCCAACACGGAGUCUUCCCGCGCGAAGGUGAGGUCUCAGAGCGCCCCCAAGCAGCGGCCGGAGUACGAGAAGCUCGCCGCCGGCCACCGCCUCCACGCGGGAGAAGUUGGCGGCGCCGUCGCCUCCGCCGCCCCCGUCAGGCCCACGCCCUCUUCCCUGCAGCUCAAGUUCUCCAGCAAGGCUUAUCCUGGCUCCGGCCGCCUUGACCGGUUGGGCAUGCCCCUUAGGUAG